Messenger RNA from Bombyx mori (domestic silkworm), 1068 nucleotides. Its product is annotated as phytanoyl-CoA dioxygenase, peroxisomal. The transcript is spliced from 5 exons. The record is from RefSeq and is a predicted model, not a curated record. The coding region runs from base 252 to 1049 and encodes 265 amino acids. Gene Ontology annotation, biological process: fatty acid alpha-oxidation. NCBI's taxonomy places the organism in Eukaryota, Metazoa, Arthropoda, Insecta, Lepidoptera, Bombycidae. Gene Ontology annotation, molecular function: phytanoyl-CoA dioxygenase activity.
UGUUUGGUGGAUAUCGGCGUGAAAACGUACGUGAGAUUAGUUCAUCUUAGCGUUUCCUAAGAUUUAUCUGUGUGUUCGUAGGCAGACGGACCAUACAAGCUAGCUGAUGGUGAGUAGUCAUGUAGCUCAUUGGUAGAAAUAAAGCUAAAAUAAGCAGGGUGGUGGUACCUACCCGUGCGAACUCACAAGAGGUCCUACCACCUGUAAAAAAUCUAUAUAAAUAUUUUGUAAUUUUAGCCUUGGUGCUCAUCAUGGUGCAUUUAACGGAAGAACAAAAAAAGUUUUACGAAGAGAAUGGCUAUAUAGUUCUGAAGAAUGUUCUGUCGGAGGAAGACCUGUGUUCAAUCACAAUAGAAUAUAACAAUCUCUUCAACAGGAAGAACCAGGAAAAGAUGGAGAGCUCCUGGGUUGGCAGUGAUCAUAACGACAGGAAACAUGACAAGAAUUUUACUGUGAAAGGCAUCCACAACCUUCAGUUCCACCAUGCCGUGUUCUCCAAGUUUAUCUUCAACGACAAUCUUCUGGACGCUCUCGAGGAUGUAAUGAACACUAAGAACAUUAUUUUCCAUCACACGAAAGCUCACUACAAGCCCCCCGAAAAAGGAGCAGCUUACCCAAUGCACCAAGACUAUCACUAUUUCCCGUACGAAAAAGACUCAAUGGUUGCGUCUUUCUUGCAUUUAGACGCAGCCGAUCCUAAGAAUGGAUGCCUUUAUGUGUACCCCGGCUCACACAAACUGGGACCUCAGGAAGAUGUUGGUGCUAAAGAAGGAAAUUUUCAUUUUGUUGAUCAGAAAAAGUUCCCUAUAUCGGGAGCGAAACCGGUGAUCGCCGAUCGUGGAGAUGUGGUAGUAUUCUCCUAUCUACUGAUCCACGGCAGUACUCCUAAAUACUCACAUCGUCCGCGACGUAUGCUGCUCAUGCAGACAGCAGCCGCUGAUGACCGGCGUCUCUCCAUUGGACAACCUACACAGCCGGGAUACGGAUGGUUACUCCGAGGAGUCAACCUUGAAAGGGACGCUAGUAUCUCGAAGAGAUUUGAUGCGUAAUAAAUGCUGGUACAAAGUA